AUGGCCGGCAUGUUUGAGAACGAAAAGGUCGACAACACGGACUCGUCUGAGCCUUCGAUCGAACGCAGAGUCGACAACUCCGAAGUCCCAACCCGUAAGAAGGAGGGAGGUAACGGAUACGGCGGCGAUGGCGACAAGAUCAUCUUGACAGAAGAUGACUGCUACGAAGAGCUCGGCUUCUGCUUCCCAACCUGGAAGAAAUGGAUGAUUCUCAGUGUCAUCUUCAUCGUUCAGGUCUCGAUGAACUUCAACACCAGUCUUUACAGCAACGCCAUUACCGGUAUGACAGAGGAAUUCAACAUCAGUGCUCAGGCUGCUCGUUGUGGUGCUAUGAUCUUCCUUGUCCUUUACGCCUUUGGUUGUGAACUUUGGGCACCCUGGUCCGAGGAGCUUGGAAGAUGGCCCAUUCUCCAGCUCAGUUUGUUCCUCGUCAACAUCUGGCAGCUUCCUGUCGCUCUCGCACACAACUUCGGAACCGUUAUGGCUGGUCGUGCCCUUGGUGGUUUGUCUUCUGCCGGUGGUUCGGUCACUCUUGGUAUGGUUGCCGAUAUGUGGGAGGCCGACGAACAGCAGUAUGCUGUCGCUUUCAUCGUCUUCUCCUCGGUUGGCGGUUCCGUCCUUGGUCCUGUCGUCGGUGGAUUUGUUGAGCAAUACGCUCAAUGCUGCAUGUUGAACAAGAUCGCCAAGAGACGUCGCAAGGCUGGUGAGACCAACGUCUAUGGUCCCACCGAGUUGAUUCCCUGGAAAGACCGCUUCUCUGCCAAGGAGAUCAUUCAGACAUGGAUCCGACCUUUCAAGAUGUUCUUGACUGAGCCUAUCGUCCUUACACUCUCACUUCUCUCUGGUUUCAGUGACGCCCUGAUCUUCAUGUUCUUGCAGUCAUACGCUCUCGUCUACGACCAGUGGGGCUUCUCUGCCUAUCAAGUUGGUCUUGCCUUCUUGCCUCUUCUUAUUGGAUACUUCAUCGCCUGGUUCUCCUUCUUCCCUGCCAUUGCUCGCAACAAGAAGCAACGCCGCGAUCAUCCCAACGAUGAGCACGCUCAGUACGAAUCGCGUCUUUGGUGGUUGCUCUACACUGUACCCUGCCUCCCCAUUGGUUUGUUCGGCUUCGCAUGGACCAGUGGAGGACCUCCGAUUCACUGGAUUGGCUCCAUGAUUUUCAGUGCCAUCAUCGGUAUUGCCAACUACGCAAUCUACAUGGCCACCAUCGACUACAUGAUUUGCGCCUACGGUCCUUACUCAGCAUCUGCCACUGGUGGUAACGGCUGGUCUCGUGACUUCCUUGCUGGUGUGCUGACUGUCCCUGCCACUCCUUUCUACACCAACAUUGGUGGCAAGGAUCACUUGCAGUACGCUUCUACCAUCCUGGCUUGUAUCGCCUGUCUCCUCGUCGUCUCGGUCUAUGUCAUCUACUGGAAGGGGCCAGUGCUCCGCAAGCGUUCGCCCUUCGCCCAGCAGCUGUCUUCUGCUCGUGAGGAGCAUGGUGGAAGAAGAGCUUCGGCCAUCUACGGCCCUAGCAGAAACAACUCGAUGGCUGGAGCUUCGGUCAAGUCGAGUGCGUCCAACAGACAGUCUGUCUAG
Molecule: messenger RNA, 1581 nt
Organism: Aureobasidium musti
Lineage: Eukaryota; Fungi; Ascomycota; Dothideomycetes; Dothideales; Saccotheciaceae
Source: the annotation of a GenBank genome assembly